Molecule: messenger RNA, 1524 nt
Organism: Truncatella angustata
Lineage: Eukaryota; Fungi; Ascomycota; Sordariomycetes; Amphisphaeriales; Sporocadaceae
Exons: 3
Coding region: 1-1524 (507 amino acids)
Biological process (GO): cyclic threonylcarbamoyladenosine biosynthetic process
Cellular component (GO): mitochondrial outer membrane
Molecular function (GO): tRNA threonylcarbamoyladenosine dehydratase activity; ubiquitin-like modifier activating enzyme activity
Source: RefSeq, a predicted model, not a curated record
AUGUCGUCGUUCCUCUCGCGAGCGGCAUCGGACACCAAGAUCCAGUUUGCGACAACCGCCAUUGUGUCCGGAGCAGUGGUCGCAGGCACAAUCCUCGGCCUCCAGCGGCUGCAGCGAGAGUCGCGCAUCCAUCGCCUCAAAGACUCCAUUCCCGAGCUUGAGAACGACGAUGCCAUCCGCGAAAUAAAUAGCUUUGGCGGCGCCUCGACGAACCUGGCCGACGACGAAGACCGACGGAACGAAGAACUAGCCCGGAGGGCGCAGGCCGGCGACUUCGACGACGAGCUGAUCCUCGAGCAGCUGGCACGAAACAAGGUCUUCCUGGGGCCUGAGGGCCUGGACAGGUUACGGGACGCCUUUGUGAUAGUCGUCGGUUGCGGCGGUGUCGGCUCCCACGCCACGGCCGCCCUGGCUCGAUCCGGCGUGUCCAAGAUCCGCCUGGUGGACUUCGACCAGGUGACGCUCAGCUCUCUCAACCGGCAUGCGGUCGCCACGCUAGCGGAUGUGGGAACUGCGAAAGUACAGUGUCUGAGCAGAAGGCUCAAUGCCAUCACACCGUGGACCAGGUUCGACCUGAGAUUGGAAAAGUACUGGGACCAGUCUGCCGAUAGACUGUUACAGCCGUGGGAAGAGAACGGACAAAAGCCCGAUUUUGUCAUCGAUGCCAUCGACAACAUUGACACCAAAGUAUCACUAUUGGAAUACUGCUACAAGCGUGACAUCCCCGUCAUAGCAUCUAUGGGCGCUGGCUGCAAGAGUGACCCCACCAGGAUCAUGGUCGGUGACAUUGGAACUAGCACCGACGAUAGGUUGUCUAGGGCUACGAGGAGACGGUUAAAGAUCAAGGGCAUCACCAAGGGAAUUCCCACCGUGUUUUCUACAGAGAAGUCUGGCGAGGGUAAAGCCGAAUUGCUGCCUCUGCCUGACGAUGAGUUCCAAAAGGGCUCAGUUGGCGAUCUUGGAGUCAUGCCAGACUUCAGAGUUCGCAUUCUGCCGGUAUUGGGAACUAUGCCUGCGGUCUUCGGAUACACAGUCGCGAACCAUGUCAUACUUUCAGUUACAGGAUACCCAAUAGACUAUGCUCCAGCCAAGGGCAGAGACAAGAUGCAUGACGGUAUCCUGGCCGCCCUGCAAGGUAGUGAAGAAAAACUCCUUCGGCACAUGACUCCAGGUCAUGAUUUCAGUGUCGCGCUUGGUCUGAAGGUUCCUAUCACCAUUGGUGAUAUCUCGUUUUUGACAGAAGAGAUCUACAGGGGAAGAAGUGUUGUAACGGGACUUUCGACAAGACUGCAACUUCUCAGGUGGCGUAAGCCCACAAGUCCCACCCUCAUCAAUAUUGAGGGUCAGAAAUCCAGCAAUGUCAAACUCAGUGACCUGGUUUGCAUGACCAAGGACGAAUCCGCACGACACGAGAAGGAGAUCCUGAAGGGCGACAAAGCACUAGCAGAUAUAUACGACCAAGAGACGAUAGACAAGGUAGAAGGGCUACUCAAAGAAGCGGCCAAGUAUGAGAAAUAUAGAUGA